Messenger RNA from Vanderwaltozyma polyspora DSM 70294, 3147 nucleotides. It is a transcript of the gene YCG1, whose product is annotated as condensin subunit YCG1. NCBI's taxonomy places the organism in Eukaryota, Fungi, Ascomycota, Saccharomycetes, Saccharomycetales, Saccharomycetaceae. The coding region runs from base 1 to 3147 and encodes 1048 amino acids. Gene Ontology annotation, cellular component: condensed chromosome; condensin complex. The transcript has a single exon. Gene Ontology annotation, biological process: mitotic chromosome condensation. The record is from RefSeq and is a predicted model, not a curated record.
AUGGCCAGUCAAGAAGGAAGAGAUGUUGAUCUAGAAGACACUGAAAAUUCCAAGAUCUUCUAUGCAGUAGCCGAUGUUUUUCAAAAGGCACAGUCUAGUUAUGCUGGUCAUCGAAAACAUGUUGCAGUGUUGAAGAAGAUUCAAAGCAAAGCCGUUGCUCAAGGAUAUGAAGAUGCGUUUAAUUUCUGGUUUAAUAAGUUAGUGACUAAGAUUUUACCUCUGAAGAAAAACGAAGUUGCUGGUGAUCGAAUCGUUAGGAUAGUCGCUGCCUUUAUUGCUUCUUUGGAUAGAGAUAUCGAAGAAGCCACUAAGGAGAACUCAGAAACCGUGAUUCACCAACAACAGGUAUUUGCAAAAUUUGUUGACUUAUUCAUGAGACAUAUCUUAAGAGGUGUCGAGAGUAAAGAAAGAAAUGUUCGAUACCGUGUGCUGCAGUUGCUAGCGGUAAUUAUGGAUAAUAUUGGUGAAAUUGACGAAGAAUUGUAUAACCUUCUUAUGUGGUCUUUAAAUAAAAGAAUUUAUGAUAAGGAACCUAACGUAAGAAUGCAGGCGGUAUUCUGUUUAACAAAAUUUCAAGAAGAAGAUAUCCCAUCGGUAGAGACAGAACAUCCUGUUAUUGAUGAUGCUACACACAAAUUAAUGACAAUAAUACAAAAUGAUUCUUCCGCAGAGGUCCGCCGUGCUGCUCUUUUAAAUCUAGUUAAUAAUCCUUUGACCAGAUCACAUAUUCUAGAGAGAGCAAGAGACACAAAUCAAGUUAAUAGAAGAUUGGUUUACACCAGGAUACUAAAAUCAAUGGGUAAAGAAGUAUUCGAAAAAAUUGAUUCAAGGAUUUUGGAUCAAUUAAUUAAAUGGGGAUUAGAAGAUAGAGAAGAAUCCGUAAGAAAAGCUUGUUUGAGAUUGAUAUCUUAUGACUGGUUGAAUAUGUUAAAUGGCGAUUUGAUAGAGUUGAUAGAAAAACUCAAUGUUGCCAAAUCAACUAUUGCAGACAAAGCAAUGGAAUCGUUAUUUAAUACUAGAACGGACAUCAUUUCUAAGAUUAAGUUUACUCCAGAAAUGUGGAAAGAGUUAACCGUUGAAAUUGCAUUCUUACUGCGAUGUUUUUACAAACAUUGCAUCUCUAAUAACUUGACAGAAGUAUUGGAGGAGAACUUCCCAGAAGCAUCAAAAUUAUCAUCAAUAUUGAAUUAUUAUAUUAAAAAAAGAUUUCAUGCAGAAAAUUUGUCAAAUUUGGAAAAAAGUCAUCUUGACUUCAUUGUUGAACAAAUUUUAAUCAUAUCCAAAGGUUAUGAUUUUAGUGAUGAAAUCGGUAGACGUUCAAUGUUGACUAUCAUAAGAAAUAUGCUGGGAAUCACCUCAUUGACUGAGCCAUCCAUCAAAAGUGGUCUUGAUGUUCUUAAGAUACUAUCCAUUAAUGAAAGAGACUUCGUUUCAAUGUCAAUUGAAAUUAUAAAUGAUAUUAGAGAUGAUGAUUUAGAAAAGCAAGAACAGGAACAAAUAUCAAAGAAGAAAGCAGAACGAAGUUUAGAUGAUAAUAAUGAAGAUGAUGACGACGAUGAAGAAGAUGAUAUAAUAGAACAGUUUAGAUCUUCGGUAGAUAACUUUAUUGAGGGCAAAACAUCAACUACAGAUGAUACUAGCACAAGGGCAUUGUCCAAUGAACGCGAUUUGUUACCGGAAACUAUGAUAAAUUGUUUAACAAGAUCCUCUCUUCUGUUGGAAUUAGUAGUCAAGCCUUUAGAUCAAAAUGUAUUGAUAACUUCAUUAAUAGAUACAUUAAUUACACCAGCGGUAAGAAACACUGAUCCAAAGAUUAGAGAAUUAGGUGUUCGUAACUUAGGAUUAUGUUGCUUAUUAGAUGUUCAAUUAGCCACUGAAAAUCUAUACAUUUUGGGUAUGUGUGUUUCAAAAGGUAAUGCUUCAUUGAAAAGUAUAGCAUUAAAAUCUAUAAUUGAUAUUUUUUCAAUACAUGGUAAUGUCGUUGUCGAUGGUGAGGGAAAGGUGGAUUCUAUUUCUUUGCAUAAAAUCUUUUAUAAGGUUUUGAAAAACAAUACUCUUCCAGAGUGUCAAGUCAUUGCUGCAGAAGGUUUGUGCAAAUUAUAUUUGGCAGAUAUUUUUAAUGAUGAUGAUUUAUUCGAAACUUUAAUAUUAUCUUACUUUUCGCCAUCUAACUCAUCCAAUGAAGGUUUAAUUCAAGCUUUUGCAUUUUGCAUUCCUGUUUACUCAUACUCUCACGUCUUACAUCAGCAGAGGAUUACCAAAAUUGCAUCUGAUGUUCUAUUAAGAUUGUAUAUGCUUUGGGUAGAUUUUCAAGCUAAUGAGGAAACAGAUGAAAAUAUUGAAACCAUGUUGAAGCCGAAUGUCAUCUUGCAACAAUUGAUCUCAUGGACAGACCCAAGAAAAUUGAUCGGUGAAAAUGAGAAAGCAAUUAACGAUAAUUAUCAAUUAAAUUUCCUGUUAGACAUAUUUCAGCAAUUUCCAAAAUUUGACAAGAAAAAUAUCAAGAAGAUGAUUCUAACUAAUAUCAAUGCAUUCUAUGUUUCAUCUGAUAAUGAUAUGCAUAAAUUAAGGGAAAUAAAAGAACAUUUAGAAGAUAUAAUAGAAAAUGAAAUAAUUGAUACGAUGACGUUGAACUCAUUGGAAAAAUUCAAGAAUACCAUAAUAGAUUGUUUGGAAGAAGCUAAAGAAAAAUCAGAAAAUCAAACGAAGGAUGAAAUUGAAUCAAGUGAUGGAGAGUAUUCAAUGAUCUUAGAAAGUUCCAAUAUUGGAAAUAUUUCAGAUGUGGAAAAAGAUGUGAACGUAGAAGCCGCUCAAUUUUCUGAUUCAGAGAAUGAUUUUGAAGAUUCUGAUGAUGAUACUUCUAGAAAGAGAAACAGAAGCAAAUUGGAAGAAAGUAUCGCUAAUAAUACUUCAGAAAAAUUAAGUGUAAAUGAGGAUUACGAUAGCGAAGAUACAAAUGAACCUAAAAAUGACGCCAAAGAUAUAAAUGAACCCGAAGAUGGAACCAAAGAUGUUAUAAUGGAGGAUUCUGUAUCUAGCAACGUGAUAGAAAACUCUAAGAAUGUAAGUUUUAUUCUACCAGAUAAUGAUUACAGCAGCAGUGAGAGCAGCAUGUCAGUUGACGAUGAAUCGUAUAAAGAAGAGUGA